Tetrahymena thermophila SB210 is the source of this 357-nucleotide messenger RNA. RefSeq lists its product as hypothetical. The record is from RefSeq and is a predicted model, not a curated record. Lineage: Eukaryota; Ciliophora; Oligohymenophorea; Hymenostomatida; Tetrahymenidae. The transcript has 2 exons.
AUGUAAAUAAGGAAUAAGGAUAAAACUAUGUACAUAAACAUUGGGAAAAGGGAGGAAGGGGUAGAAUUAUUGAAGUUCAUUAUAAUUCUAGUUUAAUAAUUCAUAAAAUUUUUUUAAUAAGGAAUAAUGCAAAAUAAUUUUUUUUGUUAAAAUUAUCCUUAUUACAAAACCAUCUUAACAUAAAAAACGCUUAUUAAACAAUGUCCAAAUACUUAAUUUUGCAUUAUAAUUACAUUAAUUAGUUUAAUUCAAUAAGUGGAUGUCGUCUAAAAAUACUUCCAAUUUAAUUGUAAAUAGAUUAAUAAAUAAAAAGUUAUUGACUAAUAAAUAUCUAAUAUAUUUACUUUAUAUUUUUGA